Branchiostoma floridae (Florida lancelet) is the source of this 1525-nucleotide messenger RNA. RefSeq names its product sphingosine 1-phosphate receptor 2-like. Gene Ontology annotation, cellular component: membrane. The coding region runs from base 202 to 1332 and encodes 376 amino acids. Lineage: Eukaryota; Metazoa; Chordata; Leptocardii; Amphioxiformes; Branchiostomatidae. Gene Ontology annotation, biological process: G protein-coupled receptor signaling pathway. The transcript has a single exon. The record is from RefSeq and is a predicted model, not a curated record. Gene Ontology annotation, molecular function: G protein-coupled receptor activity.
GACAUUAAGAUACAGUUCUCACGCUAGUGCUAUUUGCAAUUGUACAAAGAUUAGAAUGUGAUAUGACGUAAAACAGUGUUGCCAAGAAGUAAACUAGCUAGAAGCUCUUACCGACAUUGAGAUACAGUUCUCACGCUAGUGCUGUGGUCCCGGCUGUUUCGGCCUAGAGAGACCGUCAUUCAAAACCUACACAGCAGAAGUAUGCAUACAGUUACGGGAGGUAAUUACAUUGGUGCCUUGCUGAUGAUCCUCAUCGUCACGGACCCUUACACCCCGGUAACCAUGGCGUCAAGAAGGCUGUGGAGACCGGACGUUAUCCACAACCAGUCAACUCUACGUAAUGGUUCUUCGGAAAACAAUGAAACCAUUAGGCUAAGUGAUGGCAACAAUUCGAAGGUAGGCCAAAGCGUUCAUUCCAACCUAUCAGAUGGUUCAGAGAGUGAAACUCCAUCUUUUAAUGGGGACCGAGGCUCUACCGACAUUUUGAUCUUACUCAUAACCAUUUGCCUCGGUAUUUGGUCAGUCGUUGCGAAUUUCCUGCCAGUGGCGGCGGUCCUCAAGCAUGAACUGCUUCAUACGCCAGUCUACAUCUUAAUGGCUAACCUUGCGACAAGUGAUGUCCUUACUGGCAUAGCCUUCGUGUUUGGAAGUGGCGCGACACUGGUCUACGUGCGAACCGAUUCUGGCCCGCCAAACGUCAUGUCGCGUUUCAUGUUCACAUCGAUAUUUCUGUCCGGGCUCUCCUCCGCAUACAGCCUGAUGGCCCUGACGGCUGAGCGCUACUGGUUCAUCGUGCAUGGGAUGACCUACGUCAACAACGUCAACAACGACAAGUGUAAAGUCGUGAUCGUGGUUGUUUGGGUGUGGUCUGGGCUGCUGGCGGCGCUACCCGUCCUCGGAUGGAGCUGUGAGAGUCGUGUAGACGAAGAAUGCCUGCCGAUAGGUGGAGGACUGCCUCACAGCUAUGUGGUUGUCAUUCUCGUGUUCGUUUUCAUCCCGAUGGCGGCAAUCAUCCUCCUCAACAUGGGCGUGCUGUGGUGCCUUUGGAAGCAGGUGAACGCCAUCACUGCACAAGAGGCCUCGGUCGGCGCCCAGUCUAGCGUCAACAGAAAAUCUGCCUUUACCAUCGUCAUCAUCACGAUCGUUUUCUUAGUGGGAUGGAUGCCGAUCUUCAGCACAAUGGCCAUGUUGUCUACAGACCACAUUUCUAUUUACAGAGUGAUGGUCUUUAUCGUAAUGAAUUCGGCAGUCAAUCCUGUCGUCUAUGGCUUUCGUCUCAAAGAGGUCCGCCGCAGCGUUGCACGACUCUUUACGAACAAUAAUGGACGAUGAAAACACUCUGUGUGACUUGAUGACGAUACGAUAUAUACGAUUUACAUGUGUACAAAGAGACUGUUAUAACGUAUGGAAAUUCAAACCUUCCUGGGAGUCCCUGCUAACCUUUUAGCGUUAUCAAAGUCUUGUAAAUAUGAACACUCUGUAUACGUAUAAUUACAUCUAUAUAAUGUGAUUUGUCCAAAAUAAA